Messenger RNA from Acanthisitta chloris (rifleman), 868 nucleotides. RefSeq names its product solute carrier family 23 member 1-like. The annotation marks the transcript as partial. NCBI's taxonomy places the organism in Eukaryota, Metazoa, Chordata, Aves, Passeriformes, Acanthisittidae. The transcript is spliced from 6 exons. The record is from RefSeq and is a predicted model, not a curated record. Gene Ontology annotation, biological process: transmembrane transport. Gene Ontology annotation, cellular component: membrane. Gene Ontology annotation, molecular function: transmembrane transporter activity.
AGGCUGCCCCUCUUCCAGGCGAGCGCGCUGGCCUUCCUUGUCCCUGCCAAGUCCAUCCUGGCCCUGGAGAAGUGGCAAUGCCCACCUGAAGGUGAGGGUAGAGGGGGUGCAGGGGGUAACCCCUGCCAGGCUGAUGAUCCCUCCCCACCCCUCCGUGCCCUGCAGAUCCAGGGGGCCAUCAUAGUGUCCAGCCUGAUGGAGGUGGUCAUCGGGCUACUGGGGCUGCCCGGGGCACUGCUGAGCUACAUCGGGCCGCUGACCGUCACCCCCACCGUGUCCCUGAUCGGACUCUCCGUCUUCCAGGCCGCCGGCGCGCGGGCAGGCUCCCACUGGGCCAACGCCGUGACCAUCUUCCUGAUUGUGCUGUUUGCCCAGUACCUGCGGCAGGUUGCCAUCUGCCUGCCUGGCUACCGGCGGGGCCGCGGCUUCGUCCUGCUCCGCAUCCAGAUCUUCAAGAUGUUCCCGAUCAUCCUGGCCAUCAUGGUGGUGUGGCUGAUCUGCUACGCCCUGGCUCGCAACAGCGCCUUCCCCCGCGCGGGGCCCCCAAAGUGGCACUGGUGAGCACAAGGGGGGCCCUGUCCUGGGGUGCCCUCAACCCUGACCUCCUUCUCUGCCCCCUGGACAGGCCAGUGGGGUGUGCCCACGGUGACCUCAGCGGCCGUGCUGGGCAUGUUCAGUGCCACACUGGCAGGCAUCAUCGAGUCCAUCGGGGACUACUACUCCUGUGCCCGGCUGGCAGGAGCCCCCGCGCCCCCCGUGCAUGCCAUUAACAGGGGCAUUUUCACCGAGGGCAUCUCCUGCAUCAUCGCGGGACUGCUGGGAACUGGCAACGGCUCCACCUCCUCCAGCCCCAACAUCGGCGUCCUGG